GUGACAACAGACGCCGUUACUCCGACGCGCUGUCCAGGUGUUCGGUGUAUGAUAUUGCAGAGCUCUGGACCGUUUUUGGAGCUUUAUCGGUAUAUCUGCAUGAAAUGGCCUAACGUGAUAUGCUUUGUCUCCGAGCCCGGCUGUCACUCGGACGUCUGAAAUGCCGUCUUUCCGCCCUAACUCCAUCACCUCUCAGAGAAUGAAGCGGGAACACCGUUAAUAUGAUGACUGACACGGGGAAGAGAAUUUGAGCUGUGUUGUGUUUAUACCUCGAGUGGGAAAAGCUAGCGGCUAGGCUAGCCAGCUAGUGAGACAGCUCAGACACCCGGCGGCGGCGGCUCGGAUAUCUGAUUUGUGCGGCCAUGGCUGGGCUCAUCAAGAAGCAGAUCCUGAAGCAUCUCUCCAGGUUUGCUAAGAACCUGUCACCAGACAAGAUCAACCUGAGCACGCUGAAGGGGGAGGGCCAGCUGACCAACCUGGAGCUGGAUGAGGAGGUUCUCCAGAGCCUGCUGGACCUGCCCACUUGGCUGGCUAUCAACCGUGUGUGUUGCAACAAGGCCGCCAUCAGGAUACCAUGGACAAAGUUGAAGACUCACCCAAUCUCUUUGACCCUGGAUAAAGUGGAGAUGGAGAUGAGUACCUGUGACGAGCCCCGUCCCCCCAAUGGACCGUCUCCCAUUGCAACAGCAUCAGGACAAAGUGAAUAUGGCUUUGCUGAAAAGGUAGUAGAGGGGAUGUCACUGUCCAUCAACUCCAUCGUCAUCAGGAUCAGUGCCAAGGCCUUUAACGCCUCCUUUGAGCUCUCCCAGCUGCAGGUCUACAGCGUCAACACCAGCUGGAGCAUCAGUGACCUGCGAUUCACCCGCAUCCAGGACCCUCAGAGGGGAGAGAUCCUGACUUUCAAGGAGAUCAGCUGGCAGAUGAUCCGUAUCGAGGCUGACGCCAUCCAGAGCGCUGAGCAUGAGAUGUUGAGCGCCCCCAUUCGCCUCAUCACCAACCAGUCCAAGAUCCGAGUCACUCUCAAGAGACGGAUUAAGGACUGUAACGUUGUGGCCUCCAAGCUGAUUCUGAUCCUGGACGACCUGCUCUGGGUGCUGACCGACUCCCAGCUCAAAGCCAUGGUGCAGUAUGCCAAGUCUCUCAGCGAGGCCAUGGAAAAGUCUGCACAGCAGAGGAAGAGCAUGGCCACAGAAGACCAGGAGUCAUCAGCGCCCCCCUCAGCCCAGCAGGUGCGUACCCAGCAGGCGUCCACAGCAGCUGACCAAAGUGCAACCAUGGCCAAGCUGUUCAGCGCCUACGACGUUUGUGAGACGUCCCACCACCUCCAGAUCACACACCUCGAUCUGCACAUCUGUGACGACAUCCACGCUAAGGACAAAGUGAUCAAUAAGAGGAUAACGGGUGGAGCCAUGCAGCUUUCCUUCAGCUCCAUCACUCUGGACUACUACCCUUUACACAGAGCAGGUGACAGUUGUGCCCACUGGAUGCACUACAGCGAGGCCACCAAGACCAGAGAGGGCUGGGCACGGAGUCUGCUCGAUGAGUUCUCAUCCAACGUGGAUAUGUUAAAGACUGCAGUUCGAGACAAGCAAGGCCCGGCCCCUGCACACAGUUCCCCACAACACGUGUCCCUUAGGGAUGAUGUGUAUGGGCCUCUAGGAAGUCAGGAGAGAGCAGGAGGAGAAGUAGGGCUUAGAGAGGCAGAAGGAGGACUCCUAGAGUGGAGAUCACACACACAGCCUCCGGCCCAGUGCUGUUGGUGCCUAGAGCCAGGUAAGAUAAACACCUCUUCCAGCGCUUCUUUCAGUCCUCCUCCCACUCAAAGCCCCAAGACCCAGCUCAUGUCCAGCUCUGUUGUUCUCAGGAUGGCUGACUUUAGCAUCUACCAGGUGUCAACAGCAGACCAGCGUCGCUCCAGCCCCAAGACCAUGAUCUCCUGCAAUAAGAAGUCCUUGUACCUGCCCCCAGAGAUGCCAGCCAUUCAUGUCGAGUUCACAGAGUACUACUUCCCUGAUGGAAAAGAUUACCCCAUCCCGUGUCCUAAUCUGUACAUCCAGCUGAACGCCCUGCAGCUGGUUCUGGAUCCUCGCAGCCUGGUGUGGAUCAACCUUUUCACCCUCGACCUCAGGCAGAGUCUGGAGCAGUUCAUGGAGAUCUACAAGCUCAGCGACUCGCAGAAACCCGAAGAGCAUGUUGACAUCAAAGUUGACGGCCUGAUGCUCAAGCUGGUGAUUCCCACCGAUUGGGACUCCUCCUGUCCCGCUGAUCUGCCUCGCUCCAUCUCAGUGCAGACCUCAGAAAUGGUGGCUACAAACACCCGGCACCCAGCUAACUGCACCCGCUCCCACCUUGAGGCCCUGCUGCAGGCCUUUGAAGAGGAACCCUUCUUCUCCCCCUCUUUCUCCUCAUUCCCUCGCUCCUCCUCCUCCUUACCCCUCCUCCAUCCCGUCUUCCAGCGCCAUGCUCACGAACAAGACACCAAGCUCCAUGACAUCUAUCGGGGCCUGGUGGUGCCGACGAUGGGCACAGACACCCUCAAGAUGCCGGCCGCCACUGACUUUUGGGCGUUGCACUUUGCUCAGUUCUGGGUGGACUAUGAAGGCACCCGUGGAGGCAAGGGGAGGCCGCAGCCCUUUGUGGACUCCUUUCCUCUCACCGUGUGGGCGUGUCAGCCUGCGAAGAUUGUCCAGCACCAGGAGAGGCUCAGAUGUGCUGCUGGAUCAAGUUUGUCCAGGAGCACAUCUGGAGAGGCUGUUGCACGUCUGCAGAGGAAACGAUUACUAAAGGAGUAUUACAGUACUGAUGGUGCUCUGACAUCAUCUCACAGCAACGAUGCAACACUGCCACCCAGUAAUGGACUCCAUAAACCUCUCUCAUUGGACAGUCUGCCUUCUUCCUCCUCUUGUUUGUCAUCAUCAAGGAAAGAUGGAGAUGUGCAUGUAUUGGUGCACGUGCAGAAGCAUUUAAGUGCUCAGGUGAGCCACCGGCAGUAUGUGUUUCUAAUGCAUCUUCAGCGCAGCAUCAAAGCCCUGCAGCAGACACUACAGCAGGACCUGGAGGAGAUGGGCUCCAAGAAAGACCGCAAAGAUCCUUCUCAGCAUCCUGCAGACCACCAGCCCUUCACUGUCUGCCUGGGCCUCCUGCUGAAAAGUGCAGAGGUGUCCCUGCUCCUGAAACCUGUCCCCCAGCCUGAGGGUUCAGGAUCUCCUCUGGGGUCCGAGCUCUCCCCCUCAGAGAGCCGAGGAACUCUGGAGCCUGGGAGCGAUGCAGGAGAGGGGAUGGAGAAGGGGAAUGAAGGAGGUGGAUUUGGGUCUGAAGGGAGUGCAUCCAAAGGGGCAUGCACUGUAGACCAGCUGUUAUGUGGUGAAGGCUCGGAGGGUGGAGCCACACAUGGUCCUGCCCCUCUCGUCCCCACUUCAACUACACGUCCUGACUCACAUCCCAAAGUCUCACUAGAGGAGAGGACUUCGGCUAAGAACUCUGGGAAGUGGAGUUCAGAUGAAGGGAGUGAGGUGGCAAUGGAUGGGUUGGCUGGGGGUGAAGAAGUGGGAGCUGGACUAGACUCUAAAAUCCAGACGAGUGACCCCCUGUCUGACCCACCCAGCAGCAAAGACUGGAGCAACAAAGACAUGGCUGCAGCCGCCAAGAUGCCUCAGUCAGUAUCCAGGAAAGGAAGUUUGUCUGUGGUUUCUGAUCUCCUCAGCUCCUCAAACUCCAGCAGAUCCACCUCCCUUUAUUCCAUGUCCAACAUUGGUCGUUUGAUGCGGGACCGCUCCCAGUCCAGUUUCUCAGUGUCCUAUAAGAACAUGAAGAAGAGCCCGUCCCUGCAGUCGCUGGACAACAUCUCCAUAGACAGCUACUCGAUGGAGGACGGAGACAAUUACAGUCUGCUGGAGAGAGAUGACGUGUCCAUCUCAGGCUUCAAGGAUGCCAUCAGCGAACAGAGUGCCACAGAGAACGCUACGGAGGCAGUGAUUGGUCAGGAGCAAGAGGGAGGCGUGUCCCCCGACAGUGUCAGUGCCACCUCCCAGAGCACCGACGAUCCCACCAAAGAUACAGUAUCGGUGCUGGUGUUGAAGGUGCAGUCGGUGUGUGUGGGCAUGGAGGCGGUGGGCGAGAGCACGGCCGUGGCUCUGGAGGUGGGCCAGGUCACACCCAGCCAGCUGGGCAACGUCAGCCUCAGACAGUACCUCAGCAACCGCAGCCUGGGUAUGGUGUGUUCAGUACCAAUACCUGCUCAAAGCAGCCAAGCUGGUGGUGAGAUCAGCUCUGCGUCCUUCAGGGGCCUCCACAGGGCAGAGGUGCGGGCUCGCCUUGAGAGCGGACCCUGCGCUGCCGCUCACUCCCCGCUGGCUGAGCGCAACGGCUUCCUGCAGCUGCGUCUCCACGGAUACCAAGCAAGCUUCUUGAUGUCCACACUGCGUAACCUGGCCCACUUCCUGGAGGACGACUCUGCGCCGCAGGUGCUGCCCAUGGAGAUUAGCAUCAGGGACACACACAUCAACUUAAAGGACGACGGUCCCCGUGACAAUCCCUCCGAGUCCUCACCGAUCACCCUACAUGUGGACAGUCUCAUCAUAAUCAGAAGAGACGACGGCUCCUUCUCUAUAGGAGUGGACGCAGCAGCGGAGAGCAAACCCAGGAAAGAGGGCGCGUUGAUUGACAGCUCUCUGAGUCCGGUCCCUGAGGUUGUGGGCGGCGUCUGCUGUGUACCAAAGGCUACACAGACCCAAGCCCCACCCACCAUCACCCCUCCAUCUACAAAAGAAAAGAUGCUGGUGGAGGAAAACGAAUGUUUGAAAAUGGAGCUGUCCCGAGCCAAGAUGGCGCUGGCUGAGGCUCAGAUGGAGAAGGACUCGCUGCUGCACCGCAUGAAGAACCUCAAAGUUAGCACCAGCUAGACCCGGCUCUCUCUUCACCCCCAGUCAGCCAGUCAUUCAGCCCCCACUGGUCUGCAGUCAUAAGGACUGACGCUGAAGGGCAGGGGUCAGCAAAAUAAUUAAAGGCAACAGCAACAAGUAAAGAAAAAUGGGGAUUUCUUGACUAAAACGGCUCCCUUUGUGCGCUUAUUUGUUGAGUGAGCCACCAUGUGACUUUAGACUUCAAAAUAAUUCCUUCAUAAAGCAAUGCAGAGUCUGUGUGAAGACUCAAAAAUCCACCUUUUUACACGCUUGUCGUCUGUUUUAUGUUUUCCACUUCGGACUGUGGAUGAUGCACUUGGAGAGAGUUGAAAAGUGUGUCUUUGUGUUGGUGUGUGUGUGUGUAUGUGUGUGUGUGAAAGAAAGAGGAUGAGGAUCUAUAUCCAUGGUUGUGCCUACAGAAAACCCUUUCAACACUAUUCCUGUUGUGCAAGUUAAAACAGAAAAACAAACACAGCUAGUAGACGAGCUUCAUUCAAUCCUGUAGGUAUGAAGGAAAACUGAAUGUUGUAUCUUCAGAGGAAUGUCUCAAAAAAUGACUUAUUUUGCACUGUACUAAAAUUAAACUUGUAAUUUAGUGCUUUCAUAUUCGGAGGGGACGAGACAAAUCAUUCUCUAACUUGUCCUCAGAGUGUGUACAGUGUAUAUUGUAUAAGAAUGUGAACACAUAACUAUUUUCGUCAGAACUUUGAAUGUUUAUGCAGUGUUUCAGUUGAAUGUGUGUGUGUGUUUGUCUCAGCCAGAACAAGCAUUUCAUUACAAGUAGAGGAUAAAUUUAUAUCUGUCAGUUCCACGGCUUUGUCAGCGAAAUGCCCCACAAUAAUGUCCGCACCCCCCUUCCCCCUCCUAUUUUUCUAUGUGUAAAUAACUACUUAACAUGUGCAGCACUUUUAAAACUGAGGCACUGUAAAUACAACAACCAGAACUGUGAGAGAACAAGAGUUAAGCCGACGAGUGGAGAGAGUAAUUUAUAGAAGUGACUCGUGUGUGCUCCCCUCUAAAAAAAAAAAAAAAAAAAAAAAAAAAGAGGAGGAAAAUAAAGGCACAUUGAAGCUGCCUGACUACAUAUAUAUGUGUGUGUCUUUAUGUACAUUUCAUGGACAAGCAUUGCCCAUACCUGCUGCUGUUACAUGCUUCAUGCCCGUGUGACGACUUCAGGGGAAACCCCUGAGCAGAUGUUAAAAAUGACUCAAAUCGACUGAUUUUUCUAACAGCACAUGCUUUGGCACAGCACAAAAGACUAAAAGGACAGUUUGAGGUCUCAAAACUUUGCUCUCACAGUUAACGAUUAACAGUGGAUUCAGUACAUCCAUCAGUCUACAUAUGCAACUGUCAUAACGUGUUCUUCAGCUCGGCCCAGUUCAUUUCAGUUUCUGUUUUAAAAAAAAAAACAAAAAAAACAGUUUUUGUUGUUCCUGUAAAAGACGUGAAACACAACUAGCUCUCUGCACAAACCCGAUAUCAAGACUUGAAAUGUCAGGUAGGAUUUCAACACCAUUGUAUGAGAAGAGUUUUCUUUUUCAUCUGUGUUUUUCCUCCAUUCAUCACAGCCCUCCUCCCCUCUCUGGGAAACUCCACCCUCUGAAACCCUGUGGAGUUGUUGUAUUUUGUCCGUCAAAGCUGCGGAAAUACUGAUGAAUAAAAGGGUAUCCAAUUUAAAA
Messenger RNA from Siniperca chuatsi (mandarin fish), 6580 nucleotides. RefSeq names its product UHRF1 binding protein 1-like (gene bltp3b). The coding region runs from base 363 to 4901 and encodes 1512 amino acids. The record is from RefSeq and is a predicted model, not a curated record. The transcript has 25 exons. NCBI's taxonomy places the organism in Eukaryota, Metazoa, Chordata, Actinopteri, Centrarchiformes, Sinipercidae.